UUUCUCUCCAAUAUCAUCACUCACACACCAAACCAAACUAAGAGUAUUAGCAACUCUCAAAGUCAUCAACCUCCUAAUUAUUCCAAAUGGCUUCCAAUCUUGCUAUUCUCCUAGCCCUCAACCUCAUUUUUUUCACCGUUGUAACAGCCAAUUAUGUUCCAUGUCCUCCACCACCCCCAAAAGGUCACCACCACCACCACCACUCGCAUCCACCUUCCACAAAUUAUCCAACAUGUCCUAGAGACACAAUUAAGUUUGGUGUGUGUGCUGAUGUAUUAGGUUUGAUUAACGUUGAACUUGGUAAGCCACCAAAGACACCAUGUUGUUCUCUCAUUGAUGGUCUUGCUAAUCUUGAAGCUGCUGUGUGUCUUUGCACUGCUCUUAAGGCUAAUGUCUUAGGCAUUAACCUUAACCUUCCAAUUAAUUUGAGCUUGGUACUUAACUAUUGUGGAAAGGGAGUUCCAAAGGGGUUCGUUUGUGCUUAAUUAAAUAGACACUACUACCUAAUAAUAUGGUUGUGUUACUAUAUUCGUUAUUUAUUCUUCACAUUGUGUGUGGAUUUUGUACUAUUUGGUAAAUUCUCUCUUUCAUUUGUAUUUUUGCUAAUGAACAUUUCGUUCAUAUUUGAUGAUUAUUAUCAUUAUUAUUGUGAUGGUUGGAUUGAAGCAUGUUUGUCUUCGUUUUCAGCUUCACUAGUGACUAGUAUUUUGUAUAAGUGAAAUUUCUUGUAUUAAUAAAAAUUCUACGUUUAUGCAAA
Molecule: messenger RNA, 757 nt
Organism: Trifolium pratense (red clover)
Lineage: Eukaryota; Viridiplantae; Streptophyta; Magnoliopsida; Fabales; Fabaceae
Product: 14 kDa proline-rich protein DC2.15-like
Exons: 1
Coding region: 87-485 (132 amino acids)
Source: RefSeq, a predicted model, not a curated record